Messenger RNA from Carassius auratus (goldfish), 1953 nucleotides. It is a transcript of the gene cdkn3, whose product is annotated as cyclin dependent kinase inhibitor 3. Bases 220 to 846 code for a protein of 208 amino acids. Gene Ontology annotation, biological process: protein dephosphorylation. NCBI's taxonomy places the organism in Eukaryota, Metazoa, Chordata, Actinopteri, Cypriniformes, Cyprinidae. Gene Ontology annotation, molecular function: protein tyrosine phosphatase activity. The transcript has 9 exons. The record is from RefSeq and is a predicted model, not a curated record.
UAGGAGAGGAGGAACGAAUCACGGACUACGCGCGCCGUCCGGUGUCUCGGGAACGUUCGCUCACGCGCUCCAGUAAAAGAGCAGAUUAAGCGAGAGGGCGUGUCUUCUACAAAAAGAGGCGUGGUUUUCACACACAUUCAAUGUGAUUGGACGACUCUUGUAAAUAUGUUUUAAAAUAGCCGCGCGUGCGCAGUACGCAUCGGCGUGUCGACUAGGGCAAUGAGGACAGGUGACUUUGAUUCUUCUGAUGAAGAGGACUUUGGUGAAGUGGAAGCCACACCUUUUCAGAUCUCAUGGUUGUCUCUAUCAGUGGUGGAGUGUUCCCAGUCUCUUGGCAUUUGUUCCUUACCUGGAUGCAGAUAUAAAGAAACCAGACGAAACCUGCAGAAAGAUGUUGCUGAGAUGUGUGAUCAGGGUGUGGAGGACGUGUUUGUGUUCUGUACCAGAGGAGAGCUGGUGCGUUACAGGGUGCCCUGUCUGUUAGAGGUUUAUUCUCUGAAUGGACUCCGAGUGCACCACCUCCCCUUCCCGGACGGGAACACCCCAGAGCUUCCGCAAUGCAGCUCCAUUCUGGAAGAACUGCAGGACUGCCUGCAGAAUCAGCGCAGGACUGUCAUACAUUGUUAUGGAGGCCUGGGGCGCUCAGGGUUAAUUGCUGCUUGUUUGCUGCUGCAGCUCUCUGUCUCGAUGACACCCAGUGUUGCUCUUGAGAUCCUGAGGGAGCUGAGAGGAGGAGGAGCUAUUCAGACCGUCAAGCAAUACAACUUCCUUCAUGAGUUUCGGGAGAAGUUUGAAGCAUAUCAAGAAACCAAAGAACGACUUUCAGAGAGAUCGGUAUCCCGAUGAUCAUCCUGACAUCCAGAUGAUGUAAAAGCAGAAAAAAAGACAGAUGACUUUGGUGUUUUUGCUUAUUGGAUUUUCUCUGCUUUGAUUAUGAAUGCAUUGGUUUCUUUUCUGAUGGCACUUUAAAAAUUUGGUAUUUUUAUAAGUCGAUCUAAUAAUAUUGUGCUUAAUAUAUAACUUCAACUUUGCAAUUAAAUGUGUCUUGUUCAGUAAGAGGGUCUUAAAGUUAAAGCAAGUGAUUAUUUUUCUGAGACACGCUGUUGAAAAUUGUAAUCAACACCCAAACAAACAAUUUUGUGAAUAUCUUCUAUCUGGCUUUCCAUUUGUGUAGUCCUGGCUGUGUAAGUGAGGGAGAAACGUGGAUCUGACCGAGCACCAUAACACUCAUGUAGCCAAUCAGUGAUGGGGCAUUUACUGUAUGCUCAUGGUGGGGAGGAGAGAGCCUGAGCAAGCUUGACUAGACUAGAAAGAGAGAUGGCUGAUGCAUUACCAAGAGAAAAAAUGUCACAAGAAUAUCAUUAAAAGAAGGCUUACAAUCAGGCAAACUCUAGGACCUGCAUUGAUAUGGGGAAAGCUAUCGGCACCAAUGUUGCUGUUUCCUCUCGGUAUGUAAAAUAGGUUUUGCUAUAUUUCACAAAACCAAGACAUGCUGUUGCAAUAUUAUCUAUAGUGCUGCUGGUGCUUGGCUAUUACAAAAAGCAUUUCAUCAUUGGCUAUUACAGCUAUGAUGAAAGCAUCCAUUUUGGCGCACUGACUUGAUAAACCAUCUGUUAUAGUAUCAUAUAUUGAUCGGUUUCAGACAGCAACAGUAGUUUAUUAGAAAUCGGCUAGUAAUUAAACACGAUACUGUCUGCAUUAAUCCUGGUCCAUUGAUCAAAUUGAGAGAAAUGCUUAUUUUUGUGUCUGAGAAACCAUGUUGCUUAUGUCAGUAAUGGUGAUUUGGAUGGUGGAUUAAGUUAUGCAGCUGUUGGCAAUCAUUCCUGGCAAUUCUUUCUUUUUUUAAAGUGGUCAUUAGUAAGCACGUUUAUAAAGUUUGCCGGAAGUGAACCUUGGUAACAUGAACCAAACAUUUAAUUUGAGUACACUAAUCGUAAUAUAAUCAAAACAGUU